AAGGUCAAAAGCGCGUAGGGACAGAGAUCGCUGGAGGCGCGAAACCAAGGUGAAUAGAUCCUCUUAACGUAGGGAUACGUGCUUUAUUCAACACUGAUUCAACACUAACAAGACAUUAGACUUCAUUUCGGAGUCAGAUUAUCCUAUAGCCCGUGGUUCGAUUGGACACGCUUGUUAGCCAAGAAUUAUGCGUCAUUCAUUCUCCUGAUAUUGGCAGCCCUAUGCUCAGUAUGCUUGACGCAAUCUUUAUUCAUUAGAAGUCAAGAUAAGUGGUGUAUUUGUAGCAUGGCAUCCGUACGUUGUCUAAACUGAGGAGGAGUCCAAGGAGGAAAAAAAACAUAACUCAAGAUAAGUGGUGUAUUUGUAGCAUGGCAUCCGUACGUUGUCUAAACUGAGGAGUCCAAGGAGGAAAAAAACCCAUAACAUUUCAUAGCCUUUCUGGACGAGAGCAGUAGGGAUGGUGCGUGGAACGCAGCGGUUACUUUUCUAUUUCAUCUUACUCACACACUUACUUACUUACUCACACACACAAGUAUUACCAACCAGUAGUUCCGUAACUUGCGACGCCGUGCGUCCGUGUGAAAAUGGCGGGACAUGUGACAAAUCUACUGGACGAUGCGCCUGCCGUGCUGAGUAUACAGGACCCUUGUGUGAAAAUGCUCUAAGCACGCUAUAUGGCAUCGACCAUAUCAAACCUGCAGUUUUGAAAACCGUCAUCCCUGAUCUACCGCCUCAAAAAGCCCAACAUUUGACUGACGGCUUAAUGACAUACGGAUGCGGAGAAGCAGAGGGUAGCCCUUACGGGUUUAAAUAUCAAUGGCUGCGUAAUGGAAAGAUACUGAAUGUUACUGCUUAUCCGAAACUAAUGAUUUCAGACGACGGUCUUCUAAGAAUGAUCAGUCCUGAAAGUCUAGAAACUUACGAAGGCAACUAUCAGUGUCUUGUGGCAAACGACUUUGGUGCAACACUCGGUUCUGCUAUCUCCAUAAAAUUCCGAGUGUCGCCAUUACCCCCAGACUCAAUUAUCAAUCCCAUAAGCGUCAACGUCAAUGCUGGAUUGCGUUUGCAUUGCCCAAAGACCUCAUACGGCGCGACCUAUCGAUGGAUAAACGGAUCAUUUGACCGUGACGCGAGUUUUGAUGCGCCGCGCGUCCUCCAGGAUGGGGACGGCGCCACUCUCGUAUUUGCGUACGUCACAGACGAGGAUAUUACUCGUGUUGCUGCAAACAAACUACAAUGUGUACUUACUAAUUCUGGCUCAAUAUUUCUCCCCCAAAUAAUACUGGUGAAGUCUGGAUCUUCCAGCAGUGACAGUUUAGAUCUUCAAACAACAUUUGGAGACAAAAUGCUUAUUUUAAAACCUGAAGAAAACGUAGAACUUCAUUGCUUUCCGACAGGAAGGCCUACUCCCAAUGUCACAUGGUUUGUCGAUGACAAAGAACUUGUUACGUUUACCAAACAAUACAAUAUUUCUAACUAUGGGCGUGUGCUUAAAGUGGCGUUUGGGAACCCUGUGAUGGUCAUUAAAUGUACAGCAAGAAACACAGUUGGGUCAAAGAGUGCCAUAACGAGGGUCUACUCCCCAACUGGCUCCGUUCGACCAACCAAGAUUUUUGUAAAAUCUGGAGAAUCCCUUACUUUGACGGUGGGUAUCGCCGACUUGCUAGCUAGUCCACACGUGGCCUGGCUAUUUAAUGGCAAGACCAUCUCGCCAGCGUCAAGAAUAUCAUUAAGCAUCAACAAGUCAUUGGUUAUCAAGUUCUUGCAAGUCUCUGAUUCUGGUAUUUACCAAAGCCUGUUGAACGGUGUCGCCAUCUAUGCAUCCUACGAAGUCUUUGUUUUAGGUGGCCCAGUCCCCCCUCUCUCGGUGAGCGUGUCAAACUGCACAAGUCGGAGUACAAACAUCACGUGGAAAACACGUAGUCAUCCAGAUGGAAUUGCUCCUCCCUCCUCCUUCAUCAUAGAGCAAGCUUCGUUCUUCCAGCCAGGAGUGUUCAGCUACUUGACAGAGAUUAAAAACGAAGGCUUCGAGCAGACAACAAUCGAUAAUCUAGACGAGUGGAACCAGUUGUCAUUUCGAAUCAAGCCGAAAAAUGACAAAGGCGUCGGCUUCCCAAGCGUCCCCUCCAACUACUCGGACUGCAUAACGAGACCCGGAAUCCCAACAUCGUUUCCAAGCGGUCUAAAGGCUGUGGCGAGGGAACAAAGUGGAGAAAUGAACGUCACAUGGAACUUGUUUCCAAAGCAAGAAUGGAACCACCCCGACUGCAAACUCCUUGCCUGGUAUAAGCCCAGCAGUUCUAAGGUUUGGGGCAAUUCAAGUGUACCUUGUGCAUCUACCCUUGCACACCUUACAGGCCUGGGAAACUAUGUCCUUGUGGAUGUGAAGCUACAAGCGAUAAGCCCUGUAGGUGCAGGACCUGAGAGUGCUAUUGUGAGCGGAUACUCAGGCCAGGAUAAGCCAAACGUAUCUCCAACACAACUAAUCAUCACCAAUGUCACAGAGCGAGCCGUGUCACUUACAUGGGACAAUGUGACUGCUAGGGUCGGCUCGGUAGAUGGAUAUGAAAUUAAAUGUUCUCCCUAUUCGCCUAAGCGCCGUAAACGAUCUGUGGAAAAGAAAUCAACUCUUGUGGGACGGUUCUUCGCCAUGGUAUCCUCCAUUAAGCAGACAAUUUUGGACCACGUCUCACCCAGACCCCGACGCGUCAAACGCGCUGUCCAAUUUAUUCCAUGCCAUAAACCCUAUCGUACCACAUCCACGAGCAUAACCAUCACAGAGCUGAUUUCAAGCACGCAAUACAUCUUUACUGUUGCCGCAUAUAACAGUGGCGGGGCUGGCAGUAGUGUCGAGAACUUCACGACUACCCUAGACGCAGUUGAUUCUUCGUACAUCGUAACUAUUUUCGUCUUAAACGAAAUGUUUACGGUGCAGUACAAGGACAAGAAUUCCGCAGUGUACAACAAACUGAAAGACUCUUUGGAGACUGGGGUGAAAACUUUGCUGAUGAAAGAGUUUUGGUAUCGAACAAGUGAAGUGAUUGGUUUUAUCAAUGGCAGCGUUAAAGGGGAGGUGCAAGUCGUCGCUGCAACAAGUCAAACCUCCAAACUCCAAACUCUCUUCACGGAAGUGAUGAAGGCCGAUCAUUUUUCUGGUUAUAAAGUGGAACCCAGUAAGACAGAAAUUAAACUAGAGCCAGAGUUCGAAGGGCCAUCCAUUUAUCCCACCAACACCUACCCCUCACCUAAUGACAGUAUCACCAUCAACUGUACCGUUUCUGAUGGUCCGCGGAUGCCGGUGUUGCGUUGGACCAAGGAAGAGAAGGCCAUAGUUUUAGAUGAGCACCAUAAGGUCCAGUUUGCUAGAGAGCGAUUCCCUGCGUGGACAGCACUUCACAUUACUAGCGUGUCGUAUGUGGACCGAGGAAACUACUCGUGCACUGCUAGUAAAGGCAACAAAGCCGCUAGCAAUUCAUCGGAUCUGGAUGUUCGACCUACCCUCGGCAUCACGCCCGAAUCACUCAGCAAAAGAGAAGGGGAUAAUGUGACGUUCCACUGUCAGCUGCUAGGAGGGUUCCCGAAAUCUCUUAUGUUCUAUCGCAUCGUGCGCGAAGGUUCCCGUAAUCCAGAGAACGUCACCUCCCUUACGCUAUCAGCGCCAGCACCGCCUGAAAACCUGACAAGCCACACCCUCAAGUACCGCUGCCAGCUGUGUUCAUUGAGCGGUGGUUAUGGCUACUUGGACGUCUGGGCCAGCAGCCCACUAGCAGCACUCACUGUUUACAAAGCAGGGUUUCUAGACGUGGUUGUCAAUGUUUCUGAUAGCUUCCCUAACCCCGAUACCACUGUGGAGUUUCUUUGCAAAGUGCCAUUCGGGCCGCAGCGGCCAGACUUUCUCUGGCUCAAAGAUGGACGUGUAAUUGAGUGGGACGUACGUCACAAGAUGGACACUAAUACCACUCAUGCGAUAUCAUGGUCGAUGCUGACCAUACGUAAUGUCACCGCGGGCGACAGAGGGAACUAUUCUUGCGUCGCGAGCAAAUCUGGCUAUAGCAGGAGUAUCUACCAGCUCGUGGACGUCAGGCCAAUGAUUGGUAUACACCCUCUUAGUAUGACCAAGAUCGAAGGAUCAGCCGCCAAUAUUGAAUGUAACCUUCUAGCAGGCACCCUAAACUUCCUUAGUGAAUCGUUAGGCGCUGCUUUGUUCCGUAUCGUGGCAUAUCAUCCCGAUGGCUCGCCUAUCCCCUACUUGUCAACCUUCCUCCCCACACGCCCUGGUGGCAACAGAAGCACGCUGACGGUCUCUAACGUGAAGGUCCCUUCUGGAAAUGGCAGCAGCUACGUGGUGUCCUAUCAAUGCUUGCUAUACUCAGGCAACCCACCGUCUUCACAAGUCUUUUCGCAAAGUCCUCUCUCCCGGUUUACGGUGGUCACUCAAGAUUACCCAAGGUGUCCAAAGAUAUCAGAGAGUUUUAUCAAUUGGCAAAGUACAGCGGCAAAUAGCACCGCCGUUCAGCUAUGUCCUCCAGAUGCUGUUGGUCAAGUGACGCGUAAGUGUUCAAGUGUCUCGUCAAUUCAAGCUGACUGGGGUUCCGUAGAUUACUCAGGCUGUACGUCACAUACGUUUAAGAAGCUACUUCUAGAGGCGGACGCAAUCUCAUCCGGGUACAAAUCGUCUUUCAACGCCAGUCGUCUUCUCGAGGUGCUCGCCAACUACACUUCGCAGCCGCGGCAAAACGCUGGCAUCAUUCUUUACGGAGGCGACCUUGAUAUCACGAUCAGUAUACUAUCAAAGCUGUCUGAUUACAUGGCGAUAAACGCCACAUUUCUCAACUCCAGUGCAGAACAACAGAACUUCAUGGAAGUCGCAAGUAACGUGUUGGACCCUGAAAACGCACGAUCAGUGGUUCAGUUGCAGGGAAACCAGAAAAUGGGAUCGUCCGGGCUGUGGGGGCGAUUGAUUCUAACUUGUGACUCGUUCGGGCUCGUGGUUGCUUCACGGAUCACACCAGACACCACCCAAAAAAUUUCGACGAGAAAUAUUGCGGUCGGAGUUAGCAAUGUUGCAAUAGACAGCAAGGCCUACCAAGAUGGCCUGGAGUUCAGCGCAGGGGGAGGUUUUAUCCAUCUUCCCUCGGAAGUCUUCAACAAAACCAGCGGAAGUCACGUGGUCAACCUGGUUUACAAGUCACUAAGUGGUGUGAUGAGGCUGGCGAGCGCGGCAAAUAAGACUGCUAACAGUAGUCAGGGGGUAGGGGAGGGCCAACCUGUGUCUGCUAAUACCACCAUUGUGACAAGCGUGGUCGAACCUGAGCCCCCAAAACAACUCAGCGGCAGGGUCAAAAUUGUGCUUGAAAAUAAGAAAGUGUUUGACCCAGUCCCUCCCCAGACGUGUGUGUUCUGGAGGCCAGGAAACCCAGACAAAUGGCUGACGCGCGGAUGUAGACUGGUGACUAGCGAGUCCAACAGCCGGGUGACCACGUGUGAAUGCGAUCACCUGACCGUGUUUGCUGCUCUGCUAGACCCAUACGGGGGAAAGAUCUCGGAUGCAGACCAGAAGGCGUUGGAAUUGAUCUCUACCAUCGGUUGCGCGAUCUCGCUCUUCGCCAUCUUGCUGACUAUUAUCCUAACUGUGGCGUUCUGGCGAAGUGUGCGCAGUCCGCGAGCUAUCGUCCUGCUCAACAUCUGCCUCGCGGUGGCUGCCGUGUGUAUACUUGUGAUUGCCGAGGGUACAGCGCGAAAUUCACAGAAAGGUUGCAAGGCGCUUGCAAUCUUGUUGCACUAUUUCCUCCUGGCCGUAUUCUGCUGGAUGUUGUGCGAGGGAGCUCUUUUGUACAUCAUCAUUGUAAAGGUGAUCGGAGGCAAACCCGAAGAGAAAGUCAAGUAUUUCUUGCUCUUCGGAUGGGGAUUCCCUGCGAUAAUUGUCGCUAUUUCACUGGGUGCGACCCAGACUAAAGGGUACGGUUACCACGGCGCCCAAACCGCUUGCUGGCUUUCGGUGGAUAACGGGCUCAUUUGGGCAUUUGUUGCGCCAGCCCUUGUGGUUUUGAUGAUCAACAUUAUCGUCUUCGUUCUGGUGUUGCGUCAAACAAUGGGAACACGUCAUGUCCAGAACAAGUCACGUGAUGAGAAGCUUCGCGUGGCUGUCAAGGCAACCGCCGUCAUCCUUCCCUUACUGGGGAUCACGUGGUUAUUCGGUCUGUUGGCCUUCAGCGCGGAGACGGUCGCCUUCAAGUACAUCUUCGCCAUCUUAAACUCGUUGCAGGGGCUGAUGAUCUUUAUCUUCCACUGCGUCCUCAAUAAACAGAUACAAGACGCUGUGAAAAGGCGGUACCAACAAUUGUCCAUUUCUGACUCAUCCAUCGGAAAUACGAAAUCCAGGUCUCAAGACAAAAUAGUCAAGAUUGACAGCCGCCCAUUAGGGCCCAAGACAAAAACGAAGAACGAAUAUGAGAUGGCACCAACAGACUCGUCAACAACUCUACCCAUUAGCAAUAAAGUUCAAUCCCGCACAGGGGCAUCUACUGUCUCCAACGAUGACGUCUGUGUCCAUUUAUCUCAAGAUGAUUUCCAAUACCCUGACGAAGGCAGUAAUGGCUGCUCGACAUAUAACGAAAUCCAAGACCCGACCUACGAAAACAGUAAAAUACAAGAAAGUGAUGAAAGUCCACUUGACGAAAGGCUGCUCAAGAGAGAUGCCGGUUAUAUAAAUCCGCUGAUGUUAAACGACAACGACUCGACCGAUGACGUUUAUAUUGGUAAGGAAGAAGUUGAAGAAGUAGAUAAACCAGAGGUACAGCAAGGUGAACAAGAUGAAAGAUAUGAUGACACACUUCAGUUGCGCGGUGGCCCAAGAGAUUUCACAAGGGUUACCAGGAAGUUUAGCAGCAGCACAAGAAGUAGUAGUAGUAUUGGUAGUAGCGAUAGCCAGGUGACCGUGAAGAAAGCUUUACCUUCUCCAAUUGAUAACAAAACCUUCACUUAUGAUGACACCCCAACUCAUCCGAAUGAUCUUAUAGCCGGCCAGGCAGUUCGACUUGAUAUCGGCGCGUCUGGUGACGUCCAAACGCAGAAAGGUCGACUUGACUUCAGCGCGUCUAAUGACGUCCAAACGCUGGAAGGUAGAUCUGAUAUCAGCACGACUGCUGACGUCCCAACGCUAGAAGGUAGAUCUGUUAGCAGCGUGUCUAGUGACGUCCCAACGCUAGAAGGUAGAUCUGAUAGCAGCGCGUCUGGUGACGUCCCAACGCUAGAAGGAAGAUCUGAUAGCAGCGCGUCUAGUGACGUCCCAACGCUAGAAGAUAGAUCUGUUAGCAGCGCGUCUAGUGACGUCCCAACGCUAGAAGGUAGAUCUGUUAGCAGCGCGUCUGGUGACGUCCCAUCCCAGUCCCUUGCACAGGACCCAAGUCAAGAUAUGGACGAUAUCUCAACUGAAUUUGACUACGGCCACCCGCUUGACAAGUUAUCAUUCACGACAGGGUCAUCCGGAAUGAGUGACAGGGCCCAGGAAUCGGACUCGGACACGGACCUGGUGUACCGAAUUGCUGUGUCAGGGGAGACUGAUUCAGAACCAGAAGGGGAGUGGUCAAGGCGAACUUCGACGAUUUCUAUCGAGAGCAAUGAUUCAAUGGGUGUUUUCUAUGAGUACUCGCUCAUUGAUGUCAAAGAGAAUGAAGAGAAUGAAGGAAAAGACGUAGUUUUCCUAGGUUCAAAGCCUUUAGAGUGGAAUGCAUAACCGCAAUUGUGGAUUAUGCUCUAAUCGGAUCUCGUAACCUUUUGUGUGAUCCCUAAGUAUUACAUGACGAGUCGAGUCUAUCUCACUAAUACGAUGUCUAUUUCAUUAAUACGAUGUUGAUUUGCUUAUUUCUUUCUUUGUUGGGCGGGUCAAUAUGACACAGACCAAACGGCGUUCUAGUGUCGUAUUUUUGUGUCGUUCGACGAAUAAUAUUGACCUUAACCAAAGGCUAAGACGACGACAUGAAUAAAAUUGUGUCCGCGUUUGGCAAUUAGUUCCAAUUCAGUUUAAAUGGAAAAAGCUAACAUCAGGGGCAGAAACAUAAACAGAACAUCAUAAUAAAUAGGACAUCAUUUCUACAGAAGCGAACGUAGUUAUAGGAGUUUUAACGUUGUGGUUUGCUGUAAAAACGUCUGACAUUCAUGAGGCAGUAUGUAAUCUCAUGUGUUUCCAUUUAAUUACCAACCCAAUGCUUUUUUUUCGCGUUGCCGUCGUCGUUUUGUCAGGUACCUAAUGCGACGUUAGCACUCCGUUUAUUGCGCCUGAAAUUGAAUUAACAAUGAGAAACUCGACCCCAGCUUAACUGUGUAACCACUCUUUGGCCGAAACAUAGAACAAUGACCAGAACAAUGCGACUCUAGCACGCCGUUUUCAUUAACCCAUGAAACAAAUUGUGAUAGUCAAAGGGUAAGAGCCAGUAAUAAAACACAAAAAGAACAAUAUAAUCAGAAGACAAUAAAGUGUAAUACGUCAAAGUGUAGUUCACGAGUUAAUGAAAAUCACUCUGAUCUAGGCCUUACCUGGUUUAACUCAAGGACCAGUGGGUCUAUUUAAAUAAAGUCAGAGCUUGUAAGAAAUUGAAUAAGGUUAAAAGGCUAAUAAGUAUAAGGUGUAACGCUACAUCGAAAACUAUUUGAUGUGAUGCAACAUAAUUAUAUAUACAAUUUUACAAGGUAUAUUUAAAGACAUAGCAAGAUAACCUUUUUAAUGAAAAUAAAUAAAGCAUUUUCGUUGACAAA
Nematostella vectensis (starlet sea anemone) is the source of this 8754-nucleotide messenger RNA. Its product is annotated as adhesion G protein-coupled receptor F5. Lineage: Eukaryota; Metazoa; Cnidaria; Anthozoa; Actiniaria; Edwardsiidae. Bases 458 to 7735 code for a protein of 2425 amino acids. Gene Ontology annotation, molecular function: G protein-coupled receptor activity; protein binding. The transcript has 39 exons. Gene Ontology annotation, biological process: negative regulation of angiogenesis; adenylate cyclase-activating G protein-coupled receptor signaling pathway; cell surface receptor signaling pathway. The record is from RefSeq and is a predicted model, not a curated record. Gene Ontology annotation, cellular component: membrane.